Molecule: messenger RNA, 1722 nt
Organism: Alternaria postmessia
Lineage: Eukaryota; Fungi; Ascomycota; Dothideomycetes; Pleosporales; Pleosporaceae
Exons: 5
Coding region: 1-1722 (573 amino acids)
Biological process (GO): positive regulation of G2/M transition of mitotic cell cycle; protein dephosphorylation; G2/M transition of mitotic cell cycle
Cellular component (GO): nucleus; cytoplasm
Molecular function (GO): protein tyrosine phosphatase activity
Source: RefSeq, a predicted model, not a curated record
AUGGAGAUGUCUUCACCUCUCGCGGCCAUGCACCCGCCGCCCAUCCCCGGCCCCUGGGGAUACCGUCGUGACCUGCCACAAUCGAAGCCGUUGUUUGGAGGAGCACACAGCCUGGGUCCCAAGAGCUUCAACUUCCGCGACCUCAGCAUGAAGAAGAGUGGGGGAGACUACUUCACCCUGCAGCCCAUGCGAGGCUCGUCGCCCACGACCAGCCUGGCCGCCGACAUGUCGAGCAACCUGCACAUGGACCAGAGCCCUCAGCUCCAGACGCCUCGCCGGUCGCUCUUCACGUCGAAUCUCUUUCAGCAACUCGACACACGGGAAAUCACGACCCCACUGGCCCGUUGGGAAGGCGUUACGACUCCGCCAAUCCCAUCGUCCUCGCCCGGCUUCGCACCAGACUCCAUGGACAUCUCCCCUCUUCCCCACAAGGCACCUUUCAGCUUCAUCAACGACCGCUGCCUGCCCCUACCCUCGCCCUCCCCAGAGGUGACCCCAGGAUCCGACAGCGACAUGCUCACUCCAUGUGACGACCUACCCACCCCACCCGCAUACUCUACACCCUCACUCGAGGUCCCACGACCCGUGUCAGCCGCUGAACGCCGAAAGUCCGCUCUGCUCAGGCCCUCUCUUUCGCGCCACAAGAACUACUCUACUAACAGUGUGUCGUUCAAGGACCAAGAAAAGCCAUCGAGCACCUCGCUGCCGGCUUUCCAAUUUGGUUGCGGUGACUUCGCCAGGAACUCGUCUUCAUUGAGCUUGGAUGAGUGCUUUACUGCCUCCCCACCUCAAGAACGUCGUCCCACCUCCAAUGGCUCUCUCUUCGCAUCGAAACCCAAGCCCUUUUCUCUCAACUCUACUGCCGCUCGUGCCAAUGGUUCCCCUCUCGCCGCUGUCAGGAAGCCUGUCGGUCCCCCUUCUCGUCGUCCCAGCAAGUUCCGCAGAUCGUUAAGCAUGUUCGAAAGUCCCGGUGAAGUGAUGAAUGCCAAGCAGGAACAGGAUGACUACCAGCCCAGUGGGCUUCAGUCUGUGAUGGAUGUCGAUGAUGCCAACCCACUCAAGCUUCCACACUUCACUACCAGCGAGCCAGAGAGCCUCCCUCGUAUUACCCACGAGACAUUGGUGGAGGUCCUUGACGGUGCUUAUGAUCACUUGUAUGACAACAAGGUGGUCAUUGACUGCCGCUUCGAGUACGAAUACAAUGGUGGCCACAUUGAAGGUGCAUUGAACUUCUGUGACAAGGAGAAGCUUGCCGAGCGUCUCUUCCAGGCUCCGUCAAGUGACAACACUCUUCUGAUACUGCACUGCGAGUACUCAGCGCAUCGUGCUCCUCUCAUGGCCAAGUUUGUUCGCUCGCAAGAUCGCAAGGAGAAUGCGCAUCAAUAUCCUCACCUCUCGUUCCCUGAAGUUUACAUCCUCGACGGCGGUUACAGCUCCUUCUACCAUGCACAUGCAACCCGCUGCUAUCCCCAGAACUACCUUCGCAUGGAUGCCAAAGAGCAUGAGCAAUCCUGUGAACGCGGCCUUAACAAACUCAAGUUCAAGUCGCGUGCUAAACUCAACCGUGCUACCACUUUCACCUUUGGGCAGCACUGCCAGAUGGAAGACAGCCCUACAGCCAUGGGCCGUACAAGAUCUGGAAACAACCUCUUCACCCUCGGCAAUGACUCUCUUGAAAUCGGACGUGUCAACGCCGCUUCCCGUCGCAUGGCAUCUUAUUAG